Centropristis striata (black sea bass) is the source of this 845-nucleotide messenger RNA. Its product is annotated as superoxide dismutase [Mn], mitochondrial-like. The transcript has a single exon. Bases 61 to 768 code for a protein of 235 amino acids. The record is from RefSeq and is a predicted model, not a curated record. Gene Ontology annotation, molecular function: superoxide dismutase activity; metal ion binding. Gene Ontology annotation, cellular component: mitochondrion. NCBI's taxonomy places the organism in Eukaryota, Metazoa, Chordata, Actinopteri, Perciformes, Serranidae. Gene Ontology annotation, biological process: superoxide metabolic process.
GAUACAUACAAACAUACAUACAUACUUUGUUUAUCUUAAGGAAAUUCAAGAAACUUUAAUAUGAACGUCCUGCGCAGAGUUGGCCAAAUAUUCAGGGGUGCAGCCAGCCUCAACCAACCUGUAAACCAGGUAGCUGCUUCGAGGCAAAGGCACUCGCUGCCUGACCUGGCCUACGACUAUGGCGCCCUGGAACCCCACAUCAGUGCAGAGACCAUGCAACUGCACUACGACAGGCACCAUGCCGCAUACGUCAAGAACCUCAACGUUGCAGAGGAGAAAUAUCUCGAGGCAUUAAGACAGGGAAAUGUGAGGAAACAGGUUGCCCUCCAUGCUGCUCUGAAGUUUAAUGGAGGAGGCCACAUUAACCACUCCAUUUUCUGGACAAACCUCUCUCCAUACGGUGGAGGCGAGCCACAGGGGAAGCUGAUGAAGGCCAUCAAACGUGACUUUGGCUCCUUCCAGAAGAUGAAGGAGAGGAUGUCUGCGGCCUCAGUGGGAGUGCAAGGCUCGGGCUGGGGCUGGCUGGGCUUCGACAAGGAGAGCGAAACACUUCGUAUAGCUACUUGUGCUAACGAGGAUCAUCUGCAGGGAACUACAGGUCUCAUUCCCCUCCUUGGUAUUGAUGUGUGGGAGCAUGCUUACUACCGUCAGUACAGAAAUAGGCGUCCGAUCUAUGUUAAAGAGAUCUGGAAUGUCAUUGACUGGGAGAAUGUGAGCGAGCGUCUCAAGACUGCCAACAUGGAUGGAGUAAAGCAGCGUUGCCAAUGAUCCAUCAAAGGGCAAGUGUGAUUGCAGGUCUGGCACCCCGUGAAAACUUUAAAGCUCUUCCAUCAACACGAUUAUAA